UAGAAUGUUUAUUGUCUGUUUUCAUGUUAAAAUUAAUUGCUUAAAUCCAAUGUACAAUAAACCCUACUCGUAAAGUUUUGUUUGUUUCAUAAUAAUAUUUAAAUCUGUUGUUGAUGUAACAAGAACAGAACAGAUAUAGAAGUGGCGGCGUAUCCAAUAAGCAUAAGUUUACACAGUACACACAUGAGGAACCAUCUAAUCUUCAGUGGAAUAUGGACAGUGUGGGCAUGUUUCUGGAGGCACUGAAGGGCACGCCUGGACAUGUCUGUGACACGUGCGGCCGCUCCUAUAAGUACAAGCACGGACUGGUGCAGCACCGAAAGUUCGAGUGUGGCAAAGCUCCCAUGUUCCAGUGUCCCUAUUGUCCCUUCAGGGCUAAGCAGAAGUUUAACCUCAAGUCACACGUAGUGGUGAAACACAACGAUCGCCUCAGCGAGGGCUCUAACGUGUGAAGUAGACUGAUGUCUCUCUCUAUCUUGCAGUAUUAAUUUUGUUUUAAGCAAUUCACUUGGCCCGUUGGGGGUUUUGUGUAAUUGUUACCUCGGGCAGAUAAUCUCAGUGGGAGGUUGUAAGUGAUAACUAAUGUGCUGUUUCAGUCUAAAUAAUAUUUUAUUUUUGCCAUUUCCAAAAACAAAUAUUGUAUUAAAAUUGACUACAUGAGAAUACAUUUGUGUGUAUUAUUUUUCUGCAGAAGCUUUAUGCAAUACUAGGUUUACAUUAGUACAUAUAUUGUAAUUGUUCGAUACACAUUUAAUAAAUAUUAUUUUUGUUGUUUUA
This is a messenger RNA of Homalodisca vitripennis (glassy-winged sharpshooter), 777 nucleotides long. Its product is annotated as longitudinals lacking protein, isoforms A/B/D/L-like. Lineage: Eukaryota; Metazoa; Arthropoda; Insecta; Hemiptera; Cicadellidae. The record is from RefSeq and is a predicted model, not a curated record. Bases 213 to 452 code for a protein of 79 amino acids. The transcript is spliced from 2 exons.